UCUUUUGUUUGUUUUCCCCCUUGACUACGUCACACUCCACCCCACUCAACCCCACUCAACCCCACUCACCACCACCACCCCCAAACAAACAACUCUCUUCAAAACCUCCUUCCCCAAACCAUGGCAACUCGUCUUCGCGACUUUUACGGCGGUCGGUUCCUCAGCGAGGUUGACUUUAUGGUUGCCGAGGGCGUCCUGUCGCCUGCCACUGCCGCAGCCGUCCGCGCCGACCUCCAACGCGCCGGCAUCACCGACCAGCACCAGCACCAGCAGCAGCAGCAGCAGUACCAGGCUCCUCCACCGGUAGCUGCGGCGGCCCCAUCCAAGCUGCCGUACCCCGCGCCCAAAGCCGCAAAGGCGCCCAAACAUGCUCCCUAUCCGCAGCCCCAGGCGCAGGUCUACCCGCCGCAGCAGCCCGCAGGACUUCGCGUGCGCGCGUUGUACGACAAUCCGUCAACCGAGCCGGACGAUCUCGCUUUCAACGCAGGCGACGUGAUUGACAAUGUCAAGGAAGUCGACGCAGAUUGGUACCAAGGCUCGCUCGCUGGACGCACUGGCAUCUUCCCGCGCAGCUUUGUGGAGCCGCUUCCCGCUGGUCCUCCGCAGCAACCCUACCCGCAGCAGAUGCCCGUGCAGCAAGUGGUGGUUGCGGGACCUCCGCCGCCCACGAACGUUGUUGUUGUCAAGAACGACAAGCCAAGCACUGGAGAGCGCAUGAAGGACCACGCCAUGAUGGCGGGUGCAGGCGGUUUUGGCUGGGGAAUUGGUCGCGGUCUUGCCGGCAAGAUCAUUUGAUUUUUUUCCUCCCUUGUCUUGUGCAAACCGGAGCGAUCGCAUCUGAAUAGUGAACAGUUAAUGUGAUUUUUGUGCCUUGUUUUUCUGACUUUUGUACUCGUGAGCUGCUUUCUUUUGGAAUAUGGAUACUGUAUUGGUUUUGAUUCGAU
Molecule: messenger RNA, 944 nt
Organism: Capsaspora owczarzaki ATCC 30864
Lineage: Eukaryota; Filasterea; Ministeriida; Capsasporidae
Exons: 4
Coding region: 121-795 (224 amino acids)
Molecular function (GO): protein binding
Source: RefSeq, a predicted model, not a curated record